Molecule: messenger RNA, 1155 nt
Organism: Recurvomyces mirabilis
Lineage: Eukaryota; Fungi; Ascomycota; Dothideomycetes; Mycosphaerellales; Teratosphaeriaceae
Exons: 3
Coding region: 1-1155 (384 amino acids)
Source: RefSeq, a predicted model, not a curated record
AUGGUUGCACAAGCUGGUUAUGGGGCUGGCCCUAAUCCUGCUGGCCAUCUGCUCGACCGACUUGCCAUUGCUUUCGUCAUUGCCAGCGGCAUCUUCGUCGGCGCGCGCAUUGCCAUCCGCGCGAAGCGUCAACUACUCGGCUUCGACGACCUAUGGAUUCUGAUCGCGCUGAUCUCAUCCAUCGUGCUGACCGUGACUGUUGUCAUUAGUGUCGGCUAUGGUUACGGCAUGCACAGCAAUACUCUGCCACACCAUCAACUCACCUCCGCUCUUUUCUGGUGGUACCUUGCGCAAGCUUUCUACAAAGCAGUGACCUGGCCGACGAAAAUAUCGAUUCUACUCAUGUACAAACGGGUCUUCGGUACGAGUGAAUCCAGAGCGUAUGGCGUUCGCUUCCAAAUACUCAUAUGGUCGACUAUCACACUUGUCGCAGCCUGCUUCACCGCGCUAGAGACGGCUGGAAUUUUCGCUUGUCGGCCUAUACAACGUAGCUGGGACCAUAGUCUGCCAGGGACUUGUCUGGAUACGCAGGCAAGAUUCUACGCCUACACUGGCUUGAAUUUCUUCACAGAUAUCAUCAUCUUGGCGCUUCCAUUGCCGUUGAUCAAAAACCUCAACAUCCCAAAUCGACAGAAAUGGAGCUUAAUCUCGGUUUUUCUGCUAGGAAGCUUUGUAUGCGUGACCACACUAGUAAGGGUUGGCAAGCUCAAAAUUGGCGCCGACACUACCUGGUCUGGAACCGAAAGCGUCAUGUGGUCAUGCAUCGAAGCCAACACCGGAAUCAUCUGCGCGUGUCUACCCUUGUUGCGGCCACUCCUAUCCUUUAUGGUACCUUGGUUCUCUCAGAGGACGAGAAACAAGAACACCUACGACUAUGGGUAUCAAGAGAGAACCGGACCCUUCGCUAGCCAGCAACGACGACCUAGUGGCCAUAUUGAGCUUCAGGGCAAGGGACCCUCGAUGUACAUGUCCAACAUCACGGCGAAGGAACAAGACUCGGAAUCACGGAGUAGCAGCCAGAUCGGCAUCACUCAAGGCAUACACAAGAAAGUGGAAGUCGAGACGUACAGCGAGCCUGCAGGGUUAAACAUCGAUAGGGACUGGACAAGGCGUAGCCGCAGCUCACUUGAUCGUCAGGUAGGUGUGGCGGCAUGA